AAUUAAUUAUGGGGACGUUUCAGAGCUUUAGGAAGGCUUAUGGAGCUCUCAAGGACACCACCAAGGUUGGCCUUGCCAAGGUCAAUAGUGAAUUUAAGGAUUUGGAUAUUGCCAUUGUCAAGGCUACCAAUCACGUUGAAUACCCUCCAAAAGAACGCCAUGUUCGAAGUGAGUGUCGUACAUUUUUUGAAAGAAGAAAAAAAAUGUUAUGGUUUGAUGAUUUUAUAAAAAAUGCACAAAUGGAAAUCUUCUCGGCAACAUCGGUGGUUCGUCCGCGGGCAGAUGUGGCGUAUUGCAUCCAUGCCCUGGCCAAGAGAUUGUCCAAGACAAGAAAUUGGAUUGUGGCCAUAAAGGCAUUGAUUGUGAUUCAUAGGACAUUAAGAGAAGGUGAUCCAACCUUCAGAGAGGAACUUCUGAACUAUUCACAUAAGUCACAUGUUCUCCAAAUAUCAAACUUCAAAGAUGACUCAAGCCCCCUCGCUUGGGACUGUUCUGCUUGGGUCCGGACCUAUGCACUCUUUUUAGAGGAAAGAAUGGAGUGUUUUAGAGUCUUGAAGUAUGACAUUGAGACGGAGCGUUUGACAAAAUACUCCCCAGGAGCUUCCAAGGUACAUAGCAGAACACGAAUGUUGAGUCGUAACGAGCUGUUGGAUCAGCUUCCUGCAUUGCAGCAGCUUCUUUACCGUCUUAUUGGGUGUCAGCCUGAAGGAGCAGCUUACAGCAAUUACCUAAUACAAUAUGCUUUGGCCCUGGUACUAAAAGAAAGCUUCAAAAUAUAUUGUGCCAUCAAUGAUGGAAUUAUAAAUCUUGUAGAUAUGUUCUUUGAUAUGUCAAGACAUGAUGCAGUUAAAGCUCUGGAUAUUUACAAAAGAGCUGGCCAACAGGCUGAAAAUCUUGCUGAUUUUUAUGAAUAUUGCAAGGGACUGGAUCUUGCAAGGAAUUUCCAAUUUCCUACACUAAGACAGCCUCCUCCCUCGUUUCUGUCAACAAUGGAGGAAUAUAUUAAAGAAGCACCUCAAUCAGGCUCUGUGAACAAGAGACUGGAGUAUCAAGAGGCUGAGGCUGAUCAGCAGUCUCAGAAACUUGAGGAUCCUGAAGAAAAUGAAAAACAAGAUGAUAAGGAAAAACCAGUAGAAGAAAUAGUUGAAACAGUUGAAGAAUCCCAACCAAAGGAAGAAGCUGAAGCUCUACCCUUGAUAUCAAUGGAAGAGACUGAUUUCCUGGGUCUGCACGAAGUAAACUCAAAAGCCUUGGAAAUUGAAGAAAGCAAUGCUUUGGCUCUUGCCAUAAUCCCACCUGGGAAUGAUUCACAAUCUACAAGCCAGAGUUUGGAUGAUCUUCUUGGGGUACCAGGUUGGGAAUUAGCCUUGGUUAUGGCUCCAAGCAGCAAUACUAAUCAUGUUGUUGACAGCAAAUUGGCUGGUGGCUUCAACAAGUUACUACUUGAUAGCUUGUAUGAAGAUGAAUCAUCCAGAAGACAAAUACAUCUGCAGAAUGCCGGAUAUGGACAAAGUGGAAUUAGUAUCCAAAAUCCUUUCGAUCAACAGGACCCAUUCAUGAUGUCAAACAACAUAGCGCCCCCAACCAACGUUCAAAUGGUACUAAUGGCCCAGCAGCAUCAGGAACAACAGCAGCAAAAUCAACAACCAAUGAUGCUGCAACAACAACCAUACCAAGCGAACACGAUGAUGGUACCACACCAGUACUCACCUCAAUAUCCUCAACAAAAUCAGUAUUCUCAACAACAGCCGCAGCAUAUAGGAUCUUCAAAUCCAUUUGGAGACCCUUUCAGCUUACCUCCAAGUACAGCACCACAGCAGGGAAAUCAUGGUCUAAUAUAGGAUUCUUUUUCCCUUUUUUUUUUUGAGUUGUUAUUUUAGUUUUAUAUUCAUCACUUAUUGGAGUAGGAUAAUAUCAUUUUAUUUCUACAAAGGUUUGAUAUAUAUUCAUUCUUUUGUUUACUCAUCUGUAUAUUUGUUUGGAGAAUAAUAAUAAACAUAACCAUCUUUUUUCCAUAAAAAUUUAACUUGGGGAAGUGGUACUUUUGUUUAUCAAGUUG
Humulus lupulus (European hop) is the source of this 2059-nucleotide messenger RNA. RefSeq names its product putative clathrin assembly protein At5g57200. Lineage: Eukaryota; Viridiplantae; Streptophyta; Magnoliopsida; Rosales; Cannabaceae. The record is from RefSeq and is a predicted model, not a curated record. The transcript is spliced from 15 exons. Gene Ontology annotation, molecular function: phosphatidylinositol-4,5-bisphosphate binding; clathrin heavy chain binding; SNARE binding. The coding region runs from base 9 to 1841 and encodes 610 amino acids. Gene Ontology annotation, biological process: clathrin-dependent endocytosis; vesicle budding from membrane; clathrin coat assembly. Gene Ontology annotation, cellular component: clathrin-coated pit; clathrin-coated vesicle.